Messenger RNA from Centropristis striata (black sea bass), 5105 nucleotides. It is a transcript of the gene selenon, whose product is annotated as selenoprotein N. Gene Ontology annotation, molecular function: calcium ion binding. Lineage: Eukaryota; Metazoa; Chordata; Actinopteri; Perciformes; Serranidae. Gene Ontology annotation, biological process: calcium ion homeostasis; skeletal muscle fiber development. The record is from RefSeq and is a predicted model, not a curated record. The transcript has 12 exons. Gene Ontology annotation, cellular component: endoplasmic reticulum membrane.
AAGAAAUCUGUGCUGCUAGCUAACGUUUCACAGCUGUUGCCAGCGAUUGUCACGGCCGGAACAGACGCGCGGUGCCCGGCUAGAGGACAGCCGGACUACCGCUGGAUCUGAACACUUUGAGGAGAAAGUUUGAACUGACCGAUCCCUGCUGCCUGCCCCCUUUUUGGACGUUAUCAGCCGACAUGUCCUCGUCUAAAUAGCUGUGGUGGAGGUCGAGGAUGGCCGCAGACGUGGAUCAAACAACCCCCGGGGAUGAGAGCAAGAAUCCGCAGCAGAGCGGGCACCAGAGUCCGCCGAGCUCCGGAUCCUGGAUCUCCAGGUGGAUCUGGACUCUGCUUAUAGUCGGUGCUGUCCCUCUUCUCGCCUUCGGGAUCAAGUAUUACCGAGACGCGCAGCUCCUCAGACGUCAUGAGGAGAGUGUGCGGACUCUGGGUGCAGAGGGGAUUUUCCUCUUCGCCUCCUUAGACACAGACCAUGAUCUUUAUCUCAGUCCGGAGGAGUUUAAACCUAUUGCAGAGAAACUCACAGGGAUUACACCCCCGGUGGAUUUUGAGGAGGAAGUGACCCAUGACUCCAACGGAGAGACUCUGACCUUGGAGGCCAAAAUGCAGCCGCUGCAGCUCGACUCCAUGACAAAAAGCAAGGAUGGUUUCCUCGGGGUGUCUCACAGCUCUCUGAGCGGGCUGCGCUCCUGGAGGAGCCCAGCAGUGCCUUCUUCUUCCUUCUCUGCCAGCCAGUUCAGGGCCUUCCUGCCCCCAAAGAACAAGGGUGAAGUGGGAGACACGUGGUGGGUGAUUCCCAGCGAGCUCAACAUCUUCACUGGGUACCUGCCCAACAACCGUUACCACCCUCCCUCACCUAAGGGCAAAGAGGUUCUCAUCCACUCCUUGUUGAGCAUGUUCCACCCACGGCCCUUCGUCAAAUCCCGUUUUGCCCCUCAGGGUGCAGUCGCCUCCAUUCGUGCCAGCAACGACUUUUAUUAUGACAUUGUGUUCAGGAUUCAUGCAGAAUUCCAGCUCAACGAUGUUCCAGACUUUCCCUUCUGGUUCACGCCGGGUCAGUUCAUCGGCAACAUUAUUCUGGCCAGAGACGCAUCUCACGUCCGCCACUUCCACCUCUACGUCCCCAACGACAGGUCUCUGAAUGUGGACAUGGAGUGGCUGUACGGGGCCAGUGAGAGCAGCAACAUGGAGGUGGACAUCGGAUACCUGCCACAGUUAGAGCUGCAGUCCACGGGCCCGUCCACUCCCUCCGUCAUCAUGGACGAGGUGGGAAACAUCAUCGACAGACGAGACGGGGACAGCGAGCCCAUCCAGUUCGUCUUCGAGGAAAUCCACUGGAGCUCAGAGAUCAGUCGGGAAGAAGCCGCUCGACGCCUGGAGGUCACCCUCUACCCCUUCAAGAAGGUGUCCUACCUGCCAUUCUCAGAGGCCUUUGAGCGAGCGGCAGCAGAGAAUAAACUGGUUCAUUCUAUUCUGCUGUGGGGAGCGUUAGACGACCAGUCCUGCUGAGGUUCGGGGCGGACUCUCCGGGAGACAGUCCUGGAAAGUUCGCCCGUCCUGGCCCUGCUCAACCAGAGCUUCAUCAGCAGCUGGUCUCUUGUCAGAGAGCUGGAGAACAUGCAGGCUGAUGAGCAGAACCCUGCGUUGGGUGAAAAGGCCCGGUUACACCUGGAGAUGUACAACUUCCCUGUGGAGAUGAUGUUGGCGCUGCCCAAUGGAACCAUUGUCCACCACAUCAAUGCCAACUUCUUCCUGGACCAGACGGCCAUGAAACCAGAGGAGGAAGGAGCCACUUUCAGCUUCUCUGCUGGCUUUGAAGAUCCCUCCACAUCCACUUAUAUCAGCUUCCUCAAGGAGGGGCUGGAGAAAGCCAAGCAGUACCUGGCACAGUAAUGUGGCUGUGUAAGCAAAAAGAGUCUGAGAGACUAAACAGGAGGAAACAAUCAUCAUUCCUCCGGGUAAUAAUCCAAGAUAAGAAAACCCAUCCAGUAAUUAUGUAGAGAAGCUUUUUCUCAUCACUGCGUUGGCAGCUAAAAAACUUUUUGCCUUUAGUCCUCGUUGUUACUAUUUAUUUGGGCGUCUCUCUCCCGGUCAGAAAGUUUUAUAUAUUGUGAUAAUCAGUCCUUACUGUCAAUAUAGUAUAUUUUAAUGAAAUACAAAGCAGUAACAGUUAUUUAAACACAUUUAGAUCUGCACUCUCUGCUUGUAGCUGCUGUUGAUAUAAACAGAAGCAUCAUAACACACAGAAACAUUCUUCAGUAACGCUUUAUAUUAAGGUCCUUGUAAUAACCAUUAAUUAACAAGUAAUAAGGCCCUUGUAAGUCCUUACAAGAUGCUUAUUAACAUUGUGUGUUUAUAAGCUUAUAUAAGUGCACUGCAAAAAAAGAAAAGUUGGGUGAGCUCAAAAUUUCAAGGCAACAAACUUCGAUAAAAUUUUAAGUUGGACAAUUAAACUAAAUAUUUUAAGUUUUGUUUCAUGAGUUUGCUCAACUCCGAAUUCAGAUUUUUGAACUUAUAAUUUUACAUUGUAAUAACUUUUAAUCCCUACUUCUGCAAUGUGCUGAAUUGGCACGAUUGGAAUGCCACUAUUAAAUGUCAGCUAAUGUUGCGACCACAAUUUUGAGUUAGCAUUGAUACGCUAAUGGCUACUCUUGUAGCUGUAACAAGCAGCGCUGCUAGCAUCAGGUAGCCGCUAGCAUCAGUUAGCCGCUAGCUUUCGCUAAUGACCGAAUUUCACCGCUUUCCCACAUUUCACAACAAAGAAAUAAGAGUUAUCAGAACUAUUGUCCCUUGUUGUGAACCCCAACUUAAAGAUAUAAGUAACAACAACUCACAAACUUGUUUUUGAGCAGACAACUGGCUUCCUUUGUUGUGCUAACUUACAUUAUUGCCCUAAAUGUCAAUAAUUUAUAUUUCCAAGUUUUACCAACUUAAAUCACUGUUUUAGGCAAAAAAUACAAGUUGGCUUUUUUGCAGUGUGUUAAUAAUGGCAUUACAAACAUCAAUGACCCACCCAUUAUGUCUUUGCCAUGCAUUUAUUAAUCUUAUUUUGUUUGCUUAUUGAUAUUAAAAUAUACUUUAUUGCUCAUCUAUUAUAAGUUAACUAUAAGUUAACUAUGCUUUUUGCAACUACUGGAUCUAAUGCCUUAUUACUUGUUAAUUAAUGGUUAUUAAGGACCUUAUUAUAAAGCGUUACCCAUUCUUUUAUAUCCUGGUGCAUUAUUUAAUGACUGAUGUGUUUUCCUGCUGUACCCAGAGACAGAUGGGGUGUAGAUCUUUAGUUGUGCUUCAGCAGUUUGUGAAGACGUAGCCUGAAAGCUCUGUGAGGGCCGGGUGGCGCCUGAUGUCAUGCUGAGGCUGCUGGAGGGAACACGCCUCUCUGACUCACGGGACCGAAGCAGCAGGACAAACUAAACCGGGCUGUGGCACAAACAAGAAUGAAAUGAGUUGUCUUUUUUUGAUUUGAAACCAAAUGUUGAAUAUUUUGCAGAUUUGUUUUGGUUUUUGAGGGAGAUGUUGCACCAAAGAACAUUGUGUUAUUGUGUGCAGGAGCUUGAGGUUCAUAUUUAUGUAACUAAAUGGAACCAUUUUAUGUUUGGUUUUGGAGCUGAGAGGCACAUGAUACAGUACACUGUGGUUUUCUUUUUUUUUUUUUUUUUUAGGAUCCAGUUGAAACAAUGUGUUCGCUUUAGCCAGACCAUAGGAAAUCCUGGCAACACUUUAUAAUAACCAUCAUUUAUAAAUUAUAAAUUGACAACUGGUUUAAGUUCAGUUAAAUUAUUUUUCGGUCAACAAACAACAGAAUCAUAAUGUUUAGUAAUUAUUAGGGCUGCAACUAACGAUUAUUGUCAUUAUUGAUUAAUCUGUCGAUUAUUUAAACGAUUCAUCGAUUAGUUGUUUGGUCAAUAAAAUGUUAAAAAAUAUCAACCAGUGUUUCCCAAACCACAAGGUGACGUCCUCAAAUCUCUUGUUUUGUCCACAAACCAAAGAGAUAUUCAGUUUAUUGUCAUAAAGGAACAAAGAAACCAGAAAUAUUCACAUUGAAGAAGCUGAAAUCAGAUAAUUUGGAUUUAUUGUCUUUAAAAAACUGCUCAAACCAAUUAUUGGAUUAUCAAAAUAUUUGACGAUUAAUUUGAUAAUCGAUUAUUGUUCGAUUAAUCGAAUAAUUGUUGCAGCUCUAGUAAUUAUAGUAAUGCUAUUAUUUGUUACGUAACAGUUUAUUCUUGCACUCAUUAUGACAUUUUAUGUUAUAUUAACCCUCCUGUUAUGUUCGUUUCUCAGGAUAAACAAUAAUGUUUAUUGGUCAAUUUGACCUGGGACAUGUUUAAUUAUCCAAAAAUGCCAGAAACUAAAAAAAAUCCCAAUAAAUAUUGUUUAAAUUUCAUUAAUAACUCCAUUAUUAACCAUUAAAAUCAAUAUUUAGUGCAAUGGUGUUCUUUAUCUCUAACAGAUCACGGUUCAAUGAGGAUAAUUCACUUGUAUUUCAUUAAAAAAAUGACGUUAAUUUAUUUUUAAAUGUACAUUGGAAAAACCUACAUAUAAAAUACAACAGUUUUACAUGACUUUGAUUUUUUUAAAUUUUUAAAAAAUUUUUUUAUGAAAAAAUACUUUUAACUUUUUAUUUUACGUUUUUGAAAUGGGUCAAUGUGACCUACAACAUAACAGGAGGGUUAAGUAUUUCUUAAUGGUUACAUUGUGAUUUGAAAAUGUUAAAUCACCAUAACUUAAAGCAUUACUAGGUAACUAGUAAUACUUUAUCAUUCCAUUUUUUAACAGUAAAGUAACUAAAUUGAAUGAUGGUUAUUGUAAGGUGUUUAUUGAAUCAUAGAUGUUGAAGAAGAACAGAUGGACCUACUGUUAGCUUUUUUUUUUCCAAAAUGUGUCUCAUUUUCACCUUUUCAAGUCAUACAAUUAAAAGUUUUGAUCAUGAAGUGUAAGAACACAGGGGUCAACAGAACUCAUUUUAAAUAGAAACCAUGAAAUUUGAUAAAAGAAUGUAACAUUAUGUCUGCUUCAUCGGAGCUUUGAAACACUGUUAUUCUACAACCUACCAGUGCCAUUUUUUCCACUAAGGUAAAACAAUAAAAACAUUUUUUGUACAAA